Messenger RNA from Odobenus rosmarus divergens (Pacific walrus), 2073 nucleotides. RefSeq names its product MAP kinase interacting serine/threonine kinase 2 (gene MKNK2). NCBI's taxonomy places the organism in Eukaryota, Metazoa, Chordata, Mammalia, Carnivora, Odobenidae. The record is from RefSeq and is a predicted model, not a curated record. The transcript is spliced from 13 exons. Gene Ontology annotation, cellular component: cytoplasm; nucleus. Gene Ontology annotation, molecular function: calcium-dependent protein serine/threonine kinase activity; calcium/calmodulin-dependent protein kinase activity; ATP binding. Gene Ontology annotation, biological process: peptidyl-serine phosphorylation; intracellular signal transduction; protein autophosphorylation. Bases 80 to 1471 code for a protein of 463 amino acids.
UUCCCCGGCCGCCCCCCGCCCACGGGCCGUCCUCCCGGGCCCGCCGUCCCCUCCCCCGCUGGCGGGGCCCGGACAGAAGAUGGUGCAGAAGAAAACAGCCGAACUUCAGGGCUUCCACCGUUCGUUCAAGGGGCAGAAUCCUUUCGAGCUGGCCUUCUCCUUAGACCAGACCCAUCACGGGGAGACUGACUUCAGCCUGGAGCGCCCUGCCCGCCCUGAUAUGCCCACGAGCCAGCCCAUCGACAUCCCGGACGCCAAGAAGAGGGGCAAGAAGAAGAAGCGGUGCCGGGCCACCGAUAGCUUCUCGGGCAGGUUUGAGGACGUCUACCAGCUCCAGGAGGAUGUGCUCGGGGAGGGCGCCCAUGCCCGUGUGCAGACCUGUGUCAACCUCAUCACUAACCAGGAGUACGCUGUCAAGAUCAUCGAGAAGCAGCCGGGCCACAUUCGGAGUCGGGUUUUCCGGGAGGUAGAGAUGCUGUAUCAGUGCCAGGGACACAGGAAUGUUCUGGAGCUGAUAGAGUUCUUCGAGGAGGAGGAUCGCUUCUACCUGGUGUUUGAGAAGAUGCGGGGCGGCUCCAUCCUGAGCCACAUCCACAAGCGGCGGCACUUUAACGAGCUGGAGGCCAGCGUGGUCGUGCAGGACGUGGCCAGUGCCCUGGACUUCCUGCACAACAAAGGCAUCGCCCACAGGGACCUAAAGCCAGAAAACAUCCUCUGCGAGCACCCCAACCAGGUCUCCCCCGUCAAGAUAUGCGACUUCGACCUGGGCAGCGGCAUCAAACUCAACGGGGACUGCUCCCCCAUCUCCACUCCGGAGCUGCUCACCCCGUGCGGCUCGGCGGAGUACAUGGCCCCCGAGGUGGUGGAGGCCUUCAGUGAGGAAGCCAGCAUCUACGACAAGCGCUGCGACCUCUGGAGCCUGGGCGUCAUUCUCUACAUCCUGCUCAGUGGCUACCCGCCCUUCGUGGGCCACUGCGGCAGCGACUGCGGCUGGGACCGCGGCGAGGCCUGCCCGGCCUGCCAGAACAUGCUGUUUGAGAGCAUCCAGGAGGGCAAGUACGAGUUUCCUGAGAAGGAUUGGGCCCACAUCUCCUUUGCUGCCAAAGACCUCAUUUCAAAGCUCCUUGUCCGCGACGCCAAGCAGAGGCUGAGCGCCGCCCAAGUUCUGCAGCACCCUUGGGUGCAGGGGUGUGCUCCGGAGAACACACUACCCACGCCCAUGGUCCUGCAGAGGAACAGCUGUGCCAAAGAGCUCACGUCGUUUGCGGCUGAGGCCAUCGCCAUGAACCGGCAGCUGGCUCAGCGGGAGGAGGACGCAGCCGAGGAGGCGGAGCAGGGCCCGCCCGUGGUCAUCCGAGCUACCUCACGCCGCCUGCAGCUGUCCCCUCCCUCUCAGAGCAAGCUGGCCCAGAGGCGGCAGCGGGCCAGCCUGUCUGCGGCCCCCGUGGUCCUGGUGGGAGACCACGCGUGACUCCUCGCUCCCUCUGUACAUAGGUCACUCCUUCCCCUCCCCCCACCCCCCCAAUCACAUCUAAAGAUUUUUUUAAGCUGUUGCCAGCCGGUGACCAGCAGGCUGCCCUCCCCUGGCUGGACUCCGAGGCGCUAAGCUCAGUUGGGGGGGGCUCUUUUUAUAUGAGGUUUUUGCUGUUGGGUUUUUUUCCUUUUUUCUGCCCUACCCCCAUUUUUGUUCCCCUUUAAAGGUGUUAAAAGCAAAGCAGACGCCUGGGGAGGAGAGUGGAGGACACGUGUCGCUGGGCUUGCCCGGUCCCUGCCUCCCCAGCCCCAGAUGCUCACCUGUACUGUGAAGGUCCCCCGCCCGCCCGCCCCGCCCCGAUGUGACUCAGGAGAGGAGGCGUUUGUCGUCUUCCAGAGCUGGGGGCACAGGGACGCGCCCCCUCCCCAGCCUCACAGUAUUUCAGGGACGGGCCAACCCCACACCUCCCCUCAGUGACACAGCAGCUCCUUCAUCCCUCACCCGGGAGACACCCUGGUGGCUGGGUGGGGUGGGGCUUCUCAGGUCUCCCUUGUGGCAGGAGGGGUCCUGGGUGCAGGCAGCUGGACUCCCCCCCUCUG